Molecule: messenger RNA, 1545 nt
Organism: Lycium barbarum (goji berry)
Lineage: Eukaryota; Viridiplantae; Streptophyta; Magnoliopsida; Solanales; Solanaceae
Product: scarecrow-like protein 18
Exons: 1
Coding region: 102-1391 (429 amino acids)
Biological process (GO): meristem initiation; regulation of DNA-templated transcription
Cellular component (GO): nucleus
Molecular function (GO): sequence-specific DNA binding; DNA-binding transcription factor activity
Source: RefSeq, a predicted model, not a curated record
UUUUUUCCUCUCUUUCUCUCUCUUUAAUUUCUUUUCAUAAGCAUAUUCUUUCUCUUUCUAGGGUUUUCACCUGAAAUAGUGCUCUAAUUAAUUUGGACAAUAUGUUAGGAUCUUUUGGUUCAUCAUCAUCUCAAUCUCAUCAUCAUCAUGAUGAUGAACCUACUGAUGAUGAUCAACGGCGGAGAUUCACCGUCACCACUACUACUCUUACUACUACUGCCACUGUUUCACCGGCUAUUCAAAUCCGCCAGCUACUUAUUAGCUGUGCAGAGUUGAUUUCACGGUCCGAUUUCUCAGCCGCAAAAAAACUGCUUACCAUUUUAUCAACUAACUCUUCUCCUUUUGGUGAUUCAACUGAACGGUUAGUCCAUCAGUUUACUCGUGCACUUUCCCUUCGCCUUAACCGCUAUCUAUCGUCAACCAAUCAUUUCUUGACACCAGUAACAAACAUUGUUGAAACUGCUCCAACUGAUUUAUCUUCAUCGCCAUCAUCAGCUUUACUUCAAUCGUCUUACCUUUCUUUAAACCAAGUAACACCUUUUAUCAGGUUUACUCAGCUAACAGCUAAUCAAGCGAUUUUAGAAGCUAUUAACGAUAAUCAACAAGCAAUCCACAUCGUUGAUUUCGAUAUUAAUCAUGGUGUUCAAUGGCCUCCGUUAAUGCAAGCACUUGCUGAUCGUUACCCUGCACCUACUCUUCGGAUCACAGGUACUGGAAAUGACCUAGAUACCCUUCGAAGAACUGGAGAUCGUUUAGCUAAAUUUGCUCACUCAUUAGGGUUGAGAUUUCAAUUCCACCCUCUUUAUAUCACCAAUAAUCGCGAUCAUGAUGAAGACCCUUCGAUUAUUUCCUCUAUUCUUCUUCUUCCUGAUGAAACACUAGCUGUUAACUGUGUUUUCUAUCUCCACCGCCUUUUAAAAGACCGCGAAAAACUAAGGGUUUUCUUGCAUAGGGUUAAAUCCAUGAACCCUAAAAUCGUUACGGUUGCUGAGAGGGAAGCAAAUCAUAACCACCCUUUAUUUUUACCAAGAUUUGUGGAGGCGUUGGAUUAUUAUACAGCUGUGUUUGAUUCAUUAGAAGCAACAUUGCCACCGAGUAGUCGAGAAAGGAUGACAGUUGAACAAGUUUGGUUUGGUCGAGAGAUUCUUGAUAUCGUUGCAACUGAAGGCGAAAAAAGGAAAGAAAGACAUGAAAGAUUUAGAUCAUGGGAACAAAUGUUGAGUAGUUGUGGAUUUAGUAAUGUUGCUUUAAGCCCUUUUGCAUUAUCACAAGCUAAGCUUCUUUUGAGACUUCAUUAUCCUUCAGAAGGUUACCACCUCCGAGUUUUGAGUAAUUCUUUCUUCUUGGGUUGGCAAAAUCAACCACUUUUUUCAAUUUCUUCGUGGCAUUAAGGGGAAAAAGAAAACCCUAAAAACCAUGAUUUUGGAAUGAAGUAAAGUGGUAGUACUCUGCAUGGUGAAGGAGAAUUAAGAGGUAUUCAAAUUUCAGGUUUUCUUUUCUUGUUUUACUUUUUGUGUAUGAGCUGAUUUGGAUGAUGAUGAUGAA